Molecule: messenger RNA, 855 nt
Organism: Homarus americanus (American lobster)
Lineage: Eukaryota; Metazoa; Arthropoda; Malacostraca; Decapoda; Nephropidae
Product: hemicentin-2-like
Exons: 5
Coding region: 1-852 (283 amino acids)
Biological process (GO): synapse organization
Cellular component (GO): neuron projection membrane
Source: RefSeq, a predicted model, not a curated record
AUGUUCAAUGUGACCUUAAUUUUUCUCUCCAUCCUCUCCCUCUUAGAGUGUGUAUGGUCAUGGUCACGGGAAGCUCGUCAUGUGGUGCCCCCUCCCACCAUACCCGGGCCAACCCUACCCCCAGUGUUUGACCCUCUCGUGCCCACCAACAUCACGGUCACAGCUUCCAAGACGGCUCUACUGUCCUGUAUAGUCCACAACCUCGGCAACAAUUCCGUGUCGUGGAUCAGGCAUCGAGACCUACAUAUACUCUCGGUGGGGUCAGUGACGUAUACGAGUGACUCCAGGUUCGAGGCAGUACCCCAGGAAGGUCAGGGAGACUGGAUGUUGAGACUAAAGUAUGCCCGCCCACGAGACUCAGGCCAGUAUGAUUGUCAGGUGUCCAGUACCCCGCCCACCGCCCGCACCACCCACCUUACUGUUGUAGAACCAGAGGCCAAGAUAGCUGGUGCGUCGGACAUUCAUGUUGGUAUCGGCUCAGUCAUCAACCUGACGUGUGUGGUACCAUACUCCCCGGAGCCCCCAGACUACCUACACUGGUACCACAAGGAGCGGAUGGUGCUGGAGGACGGGGUGAGGGUGUGGGUGAGGACACAGCUGGCUGGGAGGAGUGUGAGCCAACUGGUAGUGAAGGACGCCGCACCUCGGGACUCUGGCGUCUAUACCUGCAGCCCCGCACACUCCAUCCACCACUCCAUCACUGUGCACGUCCAUAAAGGAGAGUACCCGGCAGCGAUGCAGGGAGGGUCGUCGGUGGCCUGCGCUGGUCGUCGCGUGUGGGCUCUACUUGUGACAGCUGUAGUCACCACCACUAUCUCAAGCCCGCUUCUACUGCCAUAUUUUUAUAUGUGAAUA